Messenger RNA from Glarea lozoyensis ATCC 20868, 3033 nucleotides. RefSeq names its product P-loop containing nucleoside triphosphate hydrolase. The coding region runs from base 1 to 3033 and encodes 1010 amino acids. Gene Ontology annotation, cellular component: nucleus. The transcript has 2 exons. NCBI's taxonomy places the organism in Eukaryota, Fungi, Ascomycota, Leotiomycetes, Helotiales, Helotiaceae. The record is from RefSeq and is a predicted model, not a curated record. Gene Ontology annotation, biological process: recombinational repair. Gene Ontology annotation, molecular function: hydrolase activity; 3'-5' DNA helicase activity; ATP binding.
AUGAAUCCGGACGCGCUCCUCACGAACCUCAACCCCUCACAACAAGCAGCGGUCUCUUCCUUUGCCGAUACAUUGGCCAUUCUUGCUGGUCCAGGGAGUGGCAAAACACACACCUUGACAUCGCGAACAGCAUGGCUUCUCUCCCAGGGUCUACAGCCAUGGAACAUAAUUGUCGCAACGUUCACGGUGAAGGCGGCGCGAGAGAUGAAAGAAAGGAUUGGAAAACUUCUUGGAAACGGCCUCGAAUCGAAACUUGUACUUGGAACUUUCCAUAGUAUAUCGCGGAGAUAUUUGGCGCGAUAUGGCCAUCUGAUUGGUAUCAAGAAGGACUUUGGAAUUGCUGAUACUGGGGACUCGGCCGCGAUCAUCAAACGGAUAUGCAAGCGCAAUAAUUAUCUCAUGGAUCCGAAAGUCGCGCGGUCGCGGAUUAGUGGACGCAAAGCCAGAGGAGGAGUUGUACAGGAGAAGAGCAAGUCCGGAGCAAAGUCGGUGGAAGCGCAGGAAUUUGAUGCCAUAUACACUGCGUAUGAAGAGGCCCUCAAGGUUUCUAACCUCUUGGACUAUGAUGAUCUUUUGCUUCGAUGCGUGGAGCUUCUGCGAGAUCAUCCAGAUUGCGUUUCAAACGUUGAAGCGGUUCUCAUUGAUGAAUUUCAGGAUACAAAUCUCGUUCAAUUUGACCUUAUGAGGUUGUUCGCCUCACAGCGAAAGAGAAUCACCAUUGUGGGAGACCCUGAUCAAAGCAUCUACGGAUUUCGUGCCGCCGAGAUCAAAAACUACAAACGCAUGCUCCGCCAAUAUCCGGACACCGUAACAAUCGCCUUGGAGGAAAAUUACCGGUCAUCCGCCUCGAUAUUGAUGUCGGCGCUAAGUGUUAUUGAACAAGAUGAUGCGAGAGUGAAGAAGUCAUUAAUGCCCACUCAUCUCGUUGGGACACGGCCAGUGCUCAGAAAGCUCGCUGGAGCGUACAAAGAAGCUGAAUGGAUUGUUACCGAGAUCCAGAGAUGUCAGGGUAUGACUGGUGGUUUAUUGGAUCUGAACGAUUAUGCUAUUCUUCUACGCUCUUCGGCACUUUCGAGACUUAUUGAAACUGCACUGGGAAAAGCCGGAAUUGCAUAUAAAAUGGUUGGCGGUCUCCGUUUUUAUGACCGGAUGGAAAUCAAGACAAUCCUGGAUUACCUUCGAGUCAUCAACCAACCGGACAACAAUGAUGCACUCGCUAGAAUCAUCAACACGCCCUCUCGACGUAUUGGAGACGCCACAAUCAAGUCUCUGUUAGAAGAAGCGGACCGGAAGAAAGUAACACUUUGGUCAUUACUGUUGGGAACUGUACAGGGAAGGCAGGCGACAACCGUCAAGAUACAGAAGCAAGCCGAGCAAGCAUUGUCGAAAUUUGUCAAUAUCAUUUUGACUGCUCAAGGAAAGUUGAAGAGUGCAGCGAAGGAUGGCCCAGCUACCGUCGAGCUGAUAAACUUUGUGUUGGAAAAGACCAAUUAUGAAAGGUGGCUAGAAGAGCAUCACAACGACGUGACGAAAGCCCGAUGGGAUAAUGUCAAAGAAUUAAUCACACAAGCUGCGGAUUUCCAGGAUCUAGUCACAUCAGGCUAUGAAGAUGAGGCACUGCCGGAAAUUGAGGGGCUUGAGCAGCAGGAUGACGAUAAUCAUCUCUCAAAAUUCCUUUCAAAUGUGGCUUUGGCAUCGGAGGUGAAGAACGAUGAUGUAGAGGGGACACAAACGGCACAAGUUACUAUCUCGACUAUCCAUGCUGCCAAAGGUCUUGAGUGGCCUGUAGUUUUCAUCCCUGCGGCGUACGAGGGUUCUAUACCUCACUCAAGGGCGGACGACGUCGAUGAGGAGAGGCGACUACUUUAUGUGGCAAUGACAAGGGCAAAAGCGUUGCUCUACAUGAGUGUUCCUCUGAAAAACUCUCAAAGCGAAGCAACAACGCUAUGUCCGUUCCUCACAUCCACAUCUCUAAUCAACCUCUUAGAAAAGAGAGGUCCGUCUUUGGGUUCCUCGAUGGUGCAAUCCAUGUCGCAAAUUCUCCGACGAACUUGUCCUACCCAAAAAGGAAUAGCAGAAUCAUCCUCAUUUCUAAGGAGCAUCGAAGAUGAUCUGUUUCCUGAGGAUGGCGAAGAGAGUGGUGAAAGUAAUAGUCGAUGGAAUUUGGAAAUGUCUGAUAAGAAUGGGUCGAACUAUCUCAACAAUCAGCAGGCUCCUAAGCGGAGAAGAGUGGAGUUUGGACGCUCAAACAGCGAUAUGGCUCCUACAACAGAGCAACAGUGGAAGCCAACUUACACCACGACUAUGGCACGAGCGGCGACGUUUACGGCGCCUUCUUUGACUAUGAAUAGUGGGUUUGUGAGUGCCGGAUCACAUCUGCAAGUUCUCAACGAGCAGUCUGUCAAUGCUGUGAUUGAAGAAAAGCAGAAUUCGAAAAUGGAAAAACAAAAGUCUAUUGCCAAGGGCAAAGCAAAGAAGCUUGAGGGCCAAGGAAAUCUGUUGGCUUUUCUGGGAAAGCCACAACCAGAGAAAUCAAUUGUAAGCGCCAAAAGUCUGGCAGAUCAGAAGGGUGUCACUUCGUUUUCGCAAAUACCAGCAACUGCCAGCCAAUUCAAUCGGCCGCGCAUCAGCACUACUUCAAGUAGUGGCCAUGGUAUAGCACCUGAUCUUGCAAAUCAUCGAAUUGGCUCAUCAAAUAAGGGGAGUCUGACGCGAGCAAGAAUAUCAAAUUUGAGUUCACAUUCGCGAAAUGACUACGUCUUCUUGUCAAGCUCUCCACCUAGGCCAGCAGCUCCCAUCCUACGAGAGGAGUCACCUCCCCUAGUGAAACAGGAGCCUGCUUUAUCAAGAAAUCCACCUCUCAUGCCUCUCAUCCGACCUGCUAUCACCAUGCAUACCACCAGUGUGGCGAAACUCCAGUCUUCUAAUAAUACCGCAAAGAGGACUCUGGGUGUGAAGAGAAGUUUGGACGGUUGGUCUAAUAGAGCUAGUAAGGGUAGUAAUUCUUUUGUACCUCCAACGAGAAAGUUAUAA